Molecule: messenger RNA, 329 nt
Organism: Nymphaea colorata (pocket water lily)
Lineage: Eukaryota; Viridiplantae; Streptophyta; Magnoliopsida; Nymphaeales; Nymphaeaceae
Product: protein SENESCENCE-ASSOCIATED GENE 21, mitochondrial-like
Exons: 2
Coding region: 51-326 (91 amino acids)
Source: RefSeq, a predicted model, not a curated record
CUGCCUCUCUCUCUCUCCCCCCCCUUUGUCUACGCUUUCAACAUAUAACGAUGGCCAGGACUUGUGCGAAGAAGAUGCUGCAACUCAGCCAAAGAACAUAUGCUGUUCUAGCGUCCACUGGGGGGAAGACUACGAAGCUUCCAGAGAGGUUGUCCCCAUGCAAACUGGUUGAACCGCAAGAGCAGACGAAGCAAGUGUACUGGAUGAGAGACCCCAUCACUGGCUACUGGAAGCCGGAAGACCAUUUCAAUGAGACUGAUCCAGCGGAGCUAAGAGCAAAGCUUAUUCCCCCGCUAAGAGCAAAGCUUAUUCCCAAGAAAGACUGAACA